Molecule: messenger RNA, 1413 nt
Organism: Lycium barbarum (goji berry)
Lineage: Eukaryota; Viridiplantae; Streptophyta; Magnoliopsida; Solanales; Solanaceae
Product: 14-3-3-like protein E
Exons: 2
Coding region: 1-708 (235 amino acids)
Biological process (GO): signal transduction
Cellular component (GO): cytoplasm
Source: RefSeq, a predicted model, not a curated record
AUGGCCAAUUCAUCACGUGGACAAAAUGUGUACAUGGCCAAGUUGGCUAAGAAGGCUGAGCGGUAUGACGAAAUGGUUGAGUUUAUGGAGAAGGUUGCAAAGACAAGAACUGUUGAAGAAAGGGAUCUUCUUUCUGUGGCUUACAAGAAUGUGAUUGGUGCAGGAAGGGCUUCAUGGAGGAUAAUCUCUUCAAUUGAGCAGAAAGAGGAAAGCCGUGGAAGCAAAGACCAUUUUAACAGUAUUAAAGAAUAUAGAGCCAAAAUUGAGGCUGAAAUCAGCAAGAUCUGUGAUGGGAUUUUGAAUCUGCUUGAGUCCCAUUUAGUACCAUCAGCCUCAACAGCCGAGUCUAAAGUGAUUUACUUGACGAUGAAAGGUGAUUACCGUAGGUAUUUGGCUGAGUUUAAAAUAGGGGCAGAGAGGAAAGAAGCCACAGAGAACACUCUAUUAGCCUACAAUUCUGCUCUGGUAGGUGAUAAGAGAUUUACCUUUUCACUGUAUCACCUGGUUAAUGUAUGUAACAGUGAUUCGAGUUGUUUGUGCGGGAUAUUGCAUUGGAUGAACUGGCUCCUACUCACCCAAUCAGGCUGGGACUUGCCCUUAAAUUUUCAGUGUUCUAUUAUGAAAUUCUUAACUCACCUGAUCAUGCUUGUAACCUUGCAGAGAAGGUCUGUUUGUUUUCAGCUUAUCCUCAAGUUUCAAGUGGUCUAAACAGAGUAUAUAAGAUCUUAUUUGUAUGAUAGGAGUUCUGAUACCUAGUCAGAGCUUUUCACAUAAUUGGGAUUCUCCUCUCUAAAUAAAAGAUGUGACUAUUUCUAAAUAAUAGAUAAGAUUUUAUCGUUUAACUUAAAAAUAUGAUAAACAAAACAAAACACAAUCAUCGGUCACUGUGAUAACUGAUAAUGAUUCCUGUUGUUUAUCUAUGUCAAAAGCUCUCCUCAAUCUGUUUUCCCUGUAUUCGAUGAGCUCUUGGUAGAUAAUUAAGAGUGUGUUAUCUAAAAAUGGACUUCUACGACAGGGGCACCGAUAAAGUGAUCCAUAUCUCCACAACUUUUAUAUUGGAUUUCCUCUAAAAUGCUUAUUUGUUGUGGUGUGUCAGGUAGAUAUAAAAGUGGCUCCUCGAUGAUAAAGAACGGCCGGGUUGCUGCUACCAUGGAGAACCCAAAGCUUGUCGUUGUAUAUUUUGCGGUGUAGUUCAUUUCUGUUUGGCAGUCAAAUACAGUAGGUGCAAUCUUUCUGACUUGUUCCCUCCAGGAUACAACAGCCCGAACACGUCGUAUAACUCAACGAACUCUGGACAAGAUGUUGAGUCCAAAGCUCCACAAAAAAAACACCUUCCUUCAACUAAUAAACUCUUUUAUUUUUCACUUUCCUCACUUUUCCUCUCUACACCCACAAGUUAAGGAUUGAACUUAU